This is a messenger RNA of Boleophthalmus pectinirostris (great blue-spotted mudskipper), 3202 nucleotides long. RefSeq names its product GC-rich sequence DNA-binding factor 2 (gene gcfc2). Lineage: Eukaryota; Metazoa; Chordata; Actinopteri; Gobiiformes; Gobiidae. Gene Ontology annotation, biological process: mRNA splicing, via spliceosome. Bases 439 to 3009 code for a protein of 856 amino acids. The transcript has 18 exons. Gene Ontology annotation, cellular component: nucleus. Gene Ontology annotation, molecular function: DNA binding. The record is from RefSeq and is a predicted model, not a curated record.
AACUCCGCUCCAGAGGGAGGAGAGACAGAAGGGACUAGACUAGGGAGGAAUGAAACGAGCACAGGACCAAUGAAGACUGGCAAUUAUUGGCGAAAAAUUUAACUUCUGUGGGAUCCGCUACUUUUUAAUUGAUUUACUUACUUUUUUAUUUUUUAUUUAAUUUUUUUCAAUAGAACGAUUUUUUAAAAUAUAAAUUCACACAUUUAGUAUGGCGUGUUAUUUUGUAUUUAAUAUUUUUGUCUUGAUUCACCACACUUACAAACAAACAAGCGGCUCUUUUCUUGCUUAUUUUCUAAGCAUGAAUCGGCCAACAACUACAUUGUCCAAAAUGCAUAGCGGUCAUUUUACGCCAUCCUCAGCGACAUUUACAAUCACUUUUUGUUGUGCCGUAAAGUACUUUAUUUUUAUCCAGCGCUUGUCACUUGUAGUGGAAACGUUAUGUUCAACAAAAAGCCUCGGCGAAACUUUCGGCAGAGAAAAGGGGGUUCCAGUGAUGAAGAGGAACAAGACAUGGCCGUUGGAGAUGAAAAUGAUAAUGAGAAAAGUUCUGUUGUGGUAAAUAGGCCACAGAAACUACCACAAAACCGCGGCAUCUCCUGCAGCUCCAAACGGGAAGCGCCCCCUUCAAAAUCGGACAGUAGUGAUGAUGAUGAGGAAGAGGAGGGAGACGGAAAGGAGCUCACAACAAAAACACAGAACGAUGCAGGCAAAAACAAAACAAACACAGUUCUCAGUUUUUCUGAGGAAGGUGGAGAUGUGGAUUUUAAGUUGAAUAAAUCAAAAGACAGAGCAGUGCUGUUUCAACGCAGGAAGAAGGAGACGACAGCCAAGACACAAAAGACACCAAAACCUUCUAAGUCUCUCACAGCAACCAGCACACCCGUUUUACAGAAGGAAGAUUCUGGCGAUGACUCUUCUUCAAACCAUGACAGUGAUGAUAAUAAUGGGAACACAGUGUCGGACAGUGGCAGCAAUACAGAUGAUAAAAGUGAUGUUCACAUGAAACCUGGUUCAUGUUCUCCACAAUCUAGUUCUGGAUCCAGCCACAGAUCUGGCCCUAAACAAGUAAUUAUUCCUACUGCCAAAGAAAUUGAAGCAGCGAAGAAUCUGCGACGAGCCAAUUUGGUUAAAAAAGAAUAUAUUCCCCUGGACAAAGAUGGUCAUAGUUCAGCUGCUAGCACCCCUGAGCAGUUUAGCACCAAGGACGAAGAUGAACAAGUAGAAAAUGACAGUGAUGAGCUUGACGAUCAUGAGAGAAGAAUUGAGUUUGCGCCUCAGCCUAAAAGCAUCAGAGACAGAAUAGCAGAACAAAUGGGAGAUAGUGAUGACAGUUUAUCCAGGACUGACGAGGAGCAGGAGCUAUGGGAGGAAAUGCAAAUUGGAAAAGGUUUAAAAAGACGACCAGGAGAACAAAGCCCAUCUGAGAGUGAAUCAAGUAGCUACAGCAGCAGCAGACCGGAACGGCAAAGGCAGAAGAAUAAAAUCCCUGCUCUUCCUGAUGUCUCAAUCGCAGUGAUUAAGAAGAGAAUCACAGUGAAAGUCGAGUCUUUGAAAGAAGUGCACAGGGCUCGUGAGGCUGAGUUUCGGCGAAUGGAAGGAGAUAUUGAAAAUGCAAGGUGCUCUGCUGAAAAUCUAGAAGAGAGUUCAUUGGAGCUUGAGCUAAAGUUUUAUAGAGACAUGACUCUGUAUACCCAUAAUCUUGUGGAAUGCCUGCGUGAAAAAAUCGUUGAGAUCAACUCAUUGGAGUUGGAGCUGCACACGUUGCUGUCCGACCAACUGAACUCAUUGUCAUCUCGGAGACGACAGAACGUCAAAGACCAAGCAGAACAUCUACUACAACUGAGCUAUAAAACCAAUGAACAAACUGCUAAUGGAAAAGCAAUUCUUGGUGACACAGCUCUUACUGUAAAGAUUGAGGAAGAUUUUGAUGUACCUGAAGACACAAUGCCUUUCCCUGAAGAAGAGGAGGAGUGUCAUAAACAAAUGGAGGAUAUUCUGUUGCGGUCCAAGGCUGUUUUUUCUGAUGUAAAAGAUGAUUUCUAUGAAGUGAAAAAGAUUCUGUCCCGGUUUGAGGAAUGGAGACGAUGUUACUCAGACUCGUACCAUAACGCUUAUAUCUCUCUGUGCCUACCUAAGUUACUGCACUCCAUUAUAAGGCAUCAGCUCCUGUCCUGGAAUCCUUUAAAGGAUACGAGUGAGAGCUUUGAAAACAUGCCGUGGUUCACUGCCUUGGAGACUUUCUGUCAUGGACACGGUCAUGAAGAGCUGGAGCACACAGACCGACAGACUGUGACAAGUGUUAUAGAGAAAACAUUAUUUCCAAAACUAACAGCUUAUGUUGAGAUGAUUUGGGAUCCUAUGUCGCUGCAUCAAACUGGUUGUCUGGCUGAUUUGUGUCAUAGACUGAAGGAAGACUAUUCCAUCUUUCAAGGAGAGCGAAGUAAACCAGUUAAGGCAUUCCUAGAUGCUGUGGCCAGUCGUUUGAGAGCCUGUGUUGAUGAAGACAUCUUUAUUCCAAUCUAUCCCAAAAGGUUCUUGGAGGAUUUGUCUUCUCCACAGUGUCAUUUCAGGGAGCAGCAAUUCUGGACAGCUAUAAAACUUCUUUGCAUCAUGGGAAAGUGGGAUUUGUUGCUUCCCGAAUUUGUAUUGAAGGAACUGAUGUUGGAUAAACUUCUCAGUCGGUACAUUAUCAUCGCUUUAGUCAACUCUACAGGAACCAGACUUAAAGCGUGCAAAAAGAUUGCAGAAAGUUUGCCAUCCUCUUGGUGCACAGGAGAAAGUACUUGUUUACCUCAGCUUCAGUCUUUCAGAAACUAUUUGGUUCAGACGGUUCAUUCCGUAUGUAAACAACAAUCUCCAAAGGAACCGAGUACAAAAUCUGCUGUGACUGAAAUUCUGAAGAUUUUAAGUCGUGUUAGAUGCUAUGACUCUAUAAUGACAAUAGCAGAGAAAUAUCACUAUGAGGAUGCCAUCUAUACUCAUCAGCUGAUUAAUCAGGAUGCAGUUUGAAUGUUGACUCAAAACAACCGGUACAUAAUCACGAACAGCAAUAUUGGCCCAUUGAUUAUUGAAUAUUUUAUCCAAUUGUUUGUGUACUGUGUAAAAGAUCCGUUAUUUUGUAUACUACUAUUUUAACAUGCAUAACUGUAUUUGAUUAUUUUUGUGUUAAUGUUAAUAAAUAUAUUUUUAAUGAUUCCUGAAA